Octopus bimaculoides (California two-spot octopus) is the source of this 3357-nucleotide messenger RNA. Its product is annotated as exportin-2. Gene Ontology annotation, cellular component: nuclear envelope; cytosol. Gene Ontology annotation, biological process: protein import into nucleus; protein export from nucleus. The record is from RefSeq and is a predicted model, not a curated record. Gene Ontology annotation, molecular function: small GTPase binding; nuclear export signal receptor activity. NCBI's taxonomy places the organism in Eukaryota, Metazoa, Mollusca, Cephalopoda, Octopoda, Octopodidae.
ACAAUGGAGGUGACUGAAGGAAAUUUAAUCACCCUUGCUAAUUAUCUCCAGGAAACUUUAAGCUCAGAUGUCACUACCAGACGUAAAGCUGAGAAGUUUCUGGAAUCUGUUGAAAUAAACCAAAACUACCCUAUGUUGUUGCUGAAGUUGUUAGACAAUUCUGUUGAUGCUCACAUCCGUCUUAGUGCAGCUGUGACCUUCAAGAAUUAUAUCAAGAGAAACUGGCGACAGGUUGAUGACAGUCCCGACAAAAUCCAUGCUUCAGACAGGACAGCCAUUAAGCAGGUGAUUGUAGAUUUGAUGCUGAAAACACCAGAACAGAUACAGAACCAGCUGAGUGAUGCCAUUAGUAUUAUUGGUCGAGAAGACUUUCCUGAUAAAUGGCCAGACCUAAUCCGUGAAAUGGUUGAACAUUUGGUCAGCCGAGAUUUCCAUAUUGUCAAUGGGAUUCUGAGGACAGCACAUUCGUUAUUCAAAAGAUAUCGGCAUGAAUUCAAAUCUCAGGAACUUUGGACAGAGAUCAAAUUUGUUUUGGAUAAUUUUGCUGCCCAAUUUACUCAGCUCUUUAUUACCACCAUGCAAUUGGCUGAGAACCACAGUAAUGACCCUGUUGCCUUGAAGGUUAUAUUCAGCUCCAUUGUUCUCAUGUGUAAAAUAUUUUAUAGUUUAAACUAUCAGGAUAUUCCAGAACAUUUUGAGGACAAUAUGGCUACAUGGAUGGCUCAUUUCAAAACUCUCUUGCAAGUGGACAAUAAAUUGUUACAGACACAGGAUGAAGAUGAAGCUGGUGUCCUAGAACAAGUGAAAUCCCAAAUUUGUGACAAUGUAACUCUUUAUGCUCAAAAGUAUGAUGAAGAAUUUGGUCCUCAUCUUCCAGACUUUGUGACUGCUAUCUGGAACCUUCUGGUCACUACAGGACAACAAGUCAAGUAUGACCUUUUGGUUAGCAAUGCUAUCCAGUUUUUGGCGUCAGUAGCAGAACGACCAAGUUACAAGAAACUGUUUGAAGAGAGUAACACCCUUGGGAGUAUUUGUGAGAAAGUCAUUGUUCCCAACAUGCAGUUCCGCACGGCUGAUGAAGAGUUAUUUGAAGACAACCCAGAGGAGUACAUUCGUCGAGAUAUUGAAGGAUCAGAUAUUGAUACACGGCGGCGUGCUGCUUGUGAUCUGGUGCAGGCCUUGUGUAAGAUCUUUGAAGAACCAGUCAUUCAAAACUUCUCCCAAUACAUCCAAGCUUUACUUCAGCAAUACUCCAGUAACCCAACAGCCAACUGGAAAUGUAAAGACACUGCCAUUUAUCUUGUCACAUCUUUGGUGUCAAAAGGUCAAACACAAAAGCAUGGAAUCACACAGACAAGUUCUUUGGUAAACAUCACAGAUUUCUAUCAGACUUAUAUAUUAACAGACUUACAGUCUGCUGAUGUCAAUGCUCAAAGUAUCCUCAAAGCUGAUGCCCUCAAAUAUGUUAUGAUUUUCCGAACACAGUUACAAAGGGAGGCACUCAUUUCUUGUAUCCCCCAUAUCAUUCGACAUCUGGCAGCUGAAAGCCCCGUGGUGCAUACUUAUGCUGCACAUUGUAUUGAACGGCUGCUGACUGUAAAGAAUGCUCAGAAUACUGCUAUGAUUGGUACUGCUGACAUUCAACAAUUUGGAAGUGACCUUCUCUUGAAUCUCUUUAACAUCCUCAAUUUUGCUACAUCUUCAGAGAAUGAGUAUGCCAUGAAAGCUAUCAUGAGAUGCCUGUCUGCCCUUAACGACAGUGUUAUGCCACUGAUACCCAUGGUCCUUGGCAAACUCACUCAGAAACUACUCGAUGUUAGUAAGAACCCGAGCAAGCCCCAUUUCAAUCAUUACUUGUUUGAAAGUAUUUGUGUCAUGGUGCGAGUUGCUAGUCGAGUCAACCCAACAGCUGUGACUACUUUUGAAGGGGCUCUCUUCUCUCCAUUUACUGAGAUCCUACGACAAGAUGUACAAGAAUUUGUGCCGUAUGUCUUCCAGAUCCUGUCCAUGUUGAUAGAACUACAGCAGAAUGAACUGGCUCCCUAUAUGGCUCUCUUUCCCCACCUACUAGUGCCAGUUCUUUGGGAACGUCCUGGCAAUAUCCCUCCACUUGUCCGAUUGCUGCAAGCUAUUAUACAGAAAGGGGCCAAACAAAUUGAACCUGAUAAACUGAAUGGUUUGUUGGGAGCUUUCCAGAAACUGAUUGCUUCCAAAGCCAAUGACCAUGAAGGCUUUUACCUCCUCAAUUAUAUCAUAGAAUUCCUUCCACAAGAUGUUAUCUCCCCAUACAUCAACCAAAUCUUUAUGCUUCUAUUCCAACGUCUUCAGAGUUCUAAAACAACCAAAUACAUCAAGAGUUUGCUGGUAUUUUUUAGCCUUUUUGCCAUUAAAUAUGAAGCCAGUGUCUUAAUACAAACCAUUGACAAUAUCCAAGCAAAGAUGUUUGGUAUGGUAGUUGAACGUCUAUAUGUCGCAGAUCUUCAGAAAGUCUCUGGCAACAUUGAAAGGAAGAUCUGUGCUUUGGGUGUGACAAAACUUCUCACUGAAGCACCGGUAUUUCUGACGACUUACGAAUCACUUUGGGCCAGUCUACUUCAAGCACUGUUGAGUUUAUUUGAAUUGCCAGAAGAUGAGUCCAUUCCAGAAGAUGAGCAUUUCAUUGAAAUUGAUGAUACACCAGGUUACCAAAUUGCCUAUUCACAGUUGGCUUUUGCUGGUAGAAAGGAACAUGACCCUAUUGGGAACUUAGUUCCAGACUUAAAGAUUAACUUAGCCAAAUGUCUUGGAAAGUUGUCUGAACAGAACCCUGGGAGAUUGACUCCGCUAAUCAAAUCUGGUUUACAGCCUGAAGCCACACAAUAUCUCCAGAUGUACCUGCAAUCUGCUAGCGUUAAUCUUAUGUAAUAUGUGUGUCUGCUUGUGCAUAUGUAUGUAUGCCCUUUGUGUAUUGUCAUAUUAAGACAGUCUAUCUCUUUUUCAGUACAUACACUACUAACAUACAUACAUUCACUCACACGAUUCACCAACGUCUGACUUUCAUGCUGAUAGUUCAAGGCUAAUACUGCAGCAUGGAAAAACCCACAGCUUGAUGGCCCGAUGGUCACAUCACGAUCACACUGCUCACACAUGUUGACUUAUACAGUUGUUAUAUUGUUAUAUCACACACAGUGACAUGGUGACCACACACACACACACACAGUGACAUUGUUUCAUUGUGUGACCAUCUAAUGCUCUUACUGUGACUAACUGCAUAGUGACCAAGCAGUAAAGUGUAUUAUUUAUGUUGCUUGUUACAUAAAUUGUCCGAAAUAAAAAAAUUCAAUAAAGAAUAAUAAAUUUGAUAUUUUAAACAGAAAA